Molecule: messenger RNA, 4139 nt
Organism: Xiphophorus couchianus (Monterrey platyfish)
Lineage: Eukaryota; Metazoa; Chordata; Actinopteri; Cyprinodontiformes; Poeciliidae
Gene: rapgef5b
Product: Rap guanine nucleotide exchange factor (GEF) 5b
Exons: 18
Coding region: 191-2062 (623 amino acids)
Biological process (GO): Ras protein signal transduction
Cellular component (GO): plasma membrane
Molecular function (GO): guanyl-nucleotide exchange factor activity
Source: RefSeq, a predicted model, not a curated record
GUCCAGCCCAUGACUCACAUAAGGAGUCCAACCGAGGACGUCUUUUAGAAAGAUCUGAACAAGGUGCACAGCACCUGGGAUUUACUUAGACAACUCUGACAUACAUAGCUUUUCUUUAUUUGGACUACUUUCACACAAACCAGUGUUUGGUGUUUUACUUCUUUUAAAUCCAGCAGGUCAUUAGCUGACAAUGUCGUGGGACUGUGGUCUCAAGUACAUGUUCUCUAUGUCCCCUGCACUGCAGCAGGGUAGCAAAUGCAUCCUGCAAGACAAGGAGGACCUGUCCAGACUGGAGAUGGUCCAGAGAUUGGCGAAGGAUGGCUGCCGGUUCCUGCAAAGCCACAGCAAGGGUCCAGAGAAGACAUCUGAGCCACAGAGUGACGAGGCAGUCCGCUUGUGUGUGAGGGAGCGGGGCCACGAUGUGCUCGUUCUCCGUCGAGUGUUGUCAGAGCAGCCAACGCACUCUGCAUGGUCGAGGGGAGGAGGAAGGGAAGAGGCAAAGACCAGGAGGUACGCGGUGGUGUCAGGGACCCCCGAGAAGAUCCUGGAGCAUCUGCUGGGUGACAUGAUGCUGGAUGAUGACCGAAGAACAACGCAGGGGAAGGAGUCAGAUAUGCUUCUGGAUGACUUUCUACUCACAUACCCAGUGUUCAUGUCAACCAGCGAUUUAUGCCAAGCUCUUCUGGGACACUAUUGCAACAAGCGGCACAAAAUUAAGGAGGACAUGAAAGAGGUUCUGGAGAGGAAACAGAAAGUCCUGCACCUGGUGUGGCAUUGGAUGUCUCUCUGCAAGGAGUUCCUGAGAGAGGACGAACAUGUGAAAGUGUUCCUCAAGAGUUUGUACCGUUACGUGUUCGAUGAUCUUUAUGAGCACCCAGCCCUGGAGAAGGAUGUGAUGGAGUUGCAGAAAUUCUACCAGCUAAGACGCAGACACACUGUGGAUGAUGAUUCGCCACACAGAAAUGGUAGAGCUCUUUCCCACCAAUUGAGCUUGAAAGAGAAUGGGCUCAGAUCCAGGAUCACACAGAGAGAGAAAAAGGAAGUUCUCUGCCGUGUGUACGUCACGAUGGACUCGUAUCUUAGUGCGAAGGUCCACUCUGAGGUGGUUGCUCAGGAGCUGUUGCAGGCAGUGGCAGAGAGGAUGGAUGUUCCUGCAUCUGAACUGAUACUUGUGGCCAUUACUUAUCCUGGAGGUAGACUCCUCCUGCAGCCUCAGGACAGAGUUUUCUCCAAUUCUUUACGGCCAGUGGGGAGGCUUCAUGUGUGCAGGAAGGACCUCGGUGAAGUCCUGAACCCAUUUACAGAUAACUCAGAGUUGCAACAGAGGACGGCUCGCAUGCUAACUUUAAAUACAUGGGAUGUGGCUGUUGCACUCACCAACUUUGACUGGACAAUUUUCAACUCGAUGCACGAGCAGGAACUGAUCUACUUCACCUUCAACCGCCAUGUUUGCAGUAGCUACACAAUGCCAUUAGAAACGCUGCUGCAGCAAUGCAAUGAAGUCCAGCUGUGGGUCAUGACUGAGGUGCUGCUGUGCCCGAUGCUCUGCAAAAGGGUCCAGCUCAUCAAGAAGUUCAUCAAGAUUGCUGCUCACUGUAAAGCACAGAGGAACCUCAACAGUUUCUUUGCCAUUAUUAUGGGCCUGAAUGCUGGUGCUGUAAGCCGCCUCAGUCAGACGUGGGAGAAAAUUCCUGGUAAAUUUAAGAAGCUGUUUUCCGAGCUGGAGACAGUCACAGAUCCCUCACUGAACCACAAGGCAUACAGGGACUCCUUCAAGAAGAUGAAGUCCCCCAAGAUCCCGUUUCUUCCUUUACUCUUGAAAGACAUCACAUUCAUCCAUGAAGGCAACAAAACAUUUCAUGAUAAUCUGGUCAAUUUUGAGAAGUUGCACAUGAUAGCAGACAUGGCGAGACUCAUCCGAGAGUGUCAGCAAGACCACGUGGGAAAUGGAAUUGCCCAGAAGAGCAGCUCAGAGGUUCGAGCCUACACUGAUUACCUUCAUGUCAUCGACAAUCAGCAGACUCUGUUCGAACUGUCACACAGACUGGAGCCUCGUGCGUAGACAGGACUUUUUUCUAUUCUUCCCACUCUGUGGAAUUGCCAAGGAUCAACCGAUCACUGUCUCAGCUCGUAGUGCCCAGGACUCGGUCAGUAAUCCUUGGAGGUAUGCAUGUUUCUGACUCAAACACACAAGAUGGAGUAACUCAAUCAGGAGGCUGUCACCAGAGACCUAAACAAGCAGUGAAAGACGCAUGUGAGGAAGGCCGCAGAAACAGUUUGGAUCCACUACCACGUGACUGAUUCAUUCAACUAUUACUCAACAGGAAAGCUGCAGCGCCAGCGGCUGAACUGCAACAACAGCAGAAGCCUUGAGUGGCAGCCAUUUAUCAAGACAUCAUUAUGGGGUAAUAUACUAGUAUAUAGUAUAUUUCUAAAAAUCAGUCCUUUAUACUGACAGAGCGAAAUGAUCAAACUUCUGUUAUAUUAACUCAAGACUGAGGUUGUUUUCACAUGACUAUUUUUCUACAACAUGUAAUCGUUCCGUUGAAUAAAAAGAGACAGCAAUUGUUUAAAAUAAAAUAAUAGCUAACCAUGAUUUUUUUCUUUCCUUCAUAAGUUUUAAACUGGCAAGAUUUUUCCUGUGAGAGACUUUGACAUGUACAGGCAUUUAGAAAUUUUUUUUGACCAUACCAAAAGUUAUAUACUUCCCAUAUUGUAAAAAUGUAGAGACGACUUUCAGGGAAUAGGGGGUUCUUCUGAACAGAUCUAAAGUCCAGUGAGGACUUUUAAAGUGAUCUGAAGAAAUGCAUUAUUAAUUUGCAUAGCACAUUUUAGCAAAAAGGCAAUUCAAGGUUCUUUGCUUGAUGAAAACAUGAACAACUAACAUUUAAUUUUCUUCAAUGUCUUCAAGAUCAUCCAAAUCCUCACUAUAAAAUUUCCUGAAUAAAGAUUAAAAUUAAUCUAUAUCCCAGUUGUUGAUCAAUAGACUUAAUUAUUAAAGCAGCUCUCUAAUAGUUCAAAGGUCAAAUAUGAUGUGUUUGUAUUCUAUCGAAGUUUAAAAGCAAAUACAGUAUAAAGUUUGAAUGCAACAGAAUAAAAUAGUUCCUGUGAUAAUUGUUAUUCACUAAAUCUGUUUUAAAUGAGUUUUAGAAGCUUUUAGCACUUAAUGAAUGAGUUUAAUACUUACAGAUUUUUGAUGAGUUAGCUAAAGAUUAGUACAGACGGCAAGUUCCUCACACAUGGGGUGUUUGCAAACUCAGCAAUCUAUUCUUGUAGUGAAAUAUUGCUACAUGAGUAAAACUGUUCAGUUAACACACAAAAAGAUGUCUGAUUGAGAUUGUAUAUGUUAUGACAAUGAUUGUUAAAUAUUUCAUUUUAAUAUUCCAGUUGCAUAUUUUGUCAGUGCAUCAUCUUUCCUUGCAGUACUUUUGUUAUUGGCAAGUUCUGUUUAUCAGAGAAGGCUUUACUCAAUGCAGGCUGUGUAGGAAGCUCAAGAAUGUAAAGUAUACUGUAUUUUACCAGUAUGUUAAACAUACCAGUAGUUGCACUUUACUGCUCUGGAAAAAAUUGAAUUGUUGACAAACAAAGGAGUCAGGAAUUGGCAUCAGCUUCGUUAUACCAGAAAAAACAAAGAAAUUCAUUGAAAACUAGUCAGAUUUCCUUUAGCUAAGAAAACAAAAGCUGCAGAGUUGCAAUAGACUGAAAUUUACUCAUAAAUAGAAAGCAAUAGCAAAAAUGAAAUGACAGCACUUCUGCAUUAAAACUGUAAAAUUUCUUCCUGUGCAAUGUUCAUUCUCAUUGCAGUGUACAAGUUUAAACCAUAAAAUGUGUCUUGCAGGAUAACUUCUAGAACCUUUGCUUAGCAUAUUUUAAGUUUCAAUCCAGUGAUCAUUAUGAGAUAAAUCUGCUUUAUCAUUAUCUAGUUCUACAUUUUUAUUCAACCAUGUACAGUUGAGUAUUUAUAUUGUGGAUACAUGCUCAAACUGCAUAUCGAUAUUUAUUUAAUUCUUCAUGUGUUCUACAGAUUUAUAAUUUAUCAUGCUUUUGUUUAAUCCUUUUUGUUCGCUGCUCUACGUGUCCAAUGAUGAACUGACCACCUCUGUCAACUGUGCAUGCAAUAAAACCUUUUCACGCACUGA